AUGAACCAGCAGAUUCUUGCGUUCACAUGCUGUCGACUGGCGCGCGGCCAAGUAUCGCCUUCCGCAAGCUUCGUCCGCCAAUACCACCGUGCGCUCUCUAUCGCCACGAACUCCGUUUCUUCUCAACACCAGGCGACGACAUAUUCAAUCCUGCCAUACCUUCCGUUUCUGCACCCAUUCCUCUAUAAAGUAGCUGGCAAGCAACAAACAAGCACAUACGACCAUAGGGAGUGGAAAACAGGGCUUCCCGUCCGCUCAGCCAUACUUAAGCCGCUCGCCGGCCGGUUAGUAGUUGGGUGGCGCCUACGAGAAAUAACGGAUCCGUCGUCAAAGAAACCUACUCUACCAGUGAUCCCGGAAGGAGUUGUACAAGAUCAUCUCCGUGUCACUGUAUCUAGUGGGGGAUGCCAUGGUUUUCAGUACCUGAUGACCCUCGAUCCAGAAUCUAAUAUCGACCCGGAGGAAGAUACAAUUUUUGAAGCCGAGCCAGAGGACUCGGGAGAAUCGUUAUCGGAUGGAAAGACCCCCAGUGGCAGAGCGAAAGUUGUUAUGGAUUCGGCAUCUUUGGAACUUCUGAGCGGCAGCACGGUUGACUAUACAAUGGAGCUCAUAGGAAGCCAAUUUAAAAUUACCAACAACCCCAGGGCUACUAGUAGCUGUGGCUGUGGAACAAGUUUCGACGUUCCAUCGUAG
Molecule: messenger RNA, 693 nt
Organism: Histoplasma mississippiense
Lineage: Eukaryota; Fungi; Ascomycota; Eurotiomycetes; Onygenales; Ajellomycetaceae
Exons: 3
Coding region: 1-693 (230 amino acids)
Biological process (GO): iron-sulfur cluster assembly
Cellular component (GO): mitochondrion
Molecular function (GO): 4 iron, 4 sulfur cluster binding; iron ion binding; 2 iron, 2 sulfur cluster binding
Source: RefSeq, a predicted model, not a curated record